This is a messenger RNA of Eublepharis macularius, 1716 nucleotides long. It is a transcript of the gene DHRS11, whose product is annotated as dehydrogenase/reductase 11. The transcript is spliced from 7 exons. NCBI's taxonomy places the organism in Eukaryota, Metazoa, Chordata, Lepidosauria, Squamata, Eublepharidae. The record is from RefSeq and is a predicted model, not a curated record. Gene Ontology annotation, molecular function: oxidoreductase activity. The coding region runs from base 1 to 768 and encodes 255 amino acids.
AUGGAGCGCUGGAAGGACCGGGUGGCGCUGGUGACGGGCGCCUCGGUGGGCAUCGGCGCGGCCGUGGCGCGGGCGCUGGUGCAGCAGGGCAUGAAGGUGGUGGGCUGCGCCCGGAGCGUGGACAAGAUCGAGAAAUUGGCAGCGGAGUGUCAGAGUGCUGGAUUCCCGGGCACCCUCAUUCCAUACAAGUGCGACCUCUCCGUGGAAGAGGAGAUCCUCUCCAUGUUCUCUGCCAUCAAGACGCUCCACCAGGGGGUUGACGUCUGCAUCAACAACGCUGGACUGGCUCGCCCGGAGCCCUUGCUGUCUGGCAAGACGGAGGGCUGGAGGACAAUGCUUGACGUCAACGUGAUGGCUGUGAGCAUCUGCACCCGAGAAGCGUACCAGUCCAUGAAGGAGCGAGACAUUGACGAUGGCCAUAUCAUUAACAUUAAUAGCAUGAACGGCCAUAGCGUGGUCCCUCAGUCUGUGGUGCAUUUUUACAGUGCCACAAAAUAUGCCGUCACAGCAUUGACAGAAGGGCUACGGCAGGAACUCCGAGAAGCAAAGACACACAUACGAGCCACGUGCAUAUCGCCGGGACUGGUAGAGACUGGAUUUGCUUUUAAACUCCAUGAUAACGAUCCCGAGAGAGCUGCAGCAACGUACGAGAGCAUUCGUUGUCUGAAAGCAGAGGAUAUGGCCAAUGCUGUCAUAUACGUCCUCAGUGCUCCACCUCAUGUACAGAUUGGGGAUAUUCAGAUGAGGCCUACUGAGCAAGUCUCCUAGCAAAACAAGAUUUGCUCUCGGCGCAACGCAGGGAGGGCAGCCUCCAUCCACUUAGGCAUUUUCCUCUGCUGGCUGGUGACAUUUUAGGGCCGGAUACAAAGAGUUUCUUCCCUCAUUUUUCUCCUUUUUGAGCUGUUGUCAGGUCUGCGGAAACUAAAACGAAGAGCUUUGGUUGGUUGUGGAUCUUCCCCUCUGUCCCCAACGUGCUGCACUCCUUAAAUGCCUGAAAUCAAUUUGAGUGCACCUGAAGAAGCUAGUCCCUAUGAUACUGAAUUUGCUUUUUUGAGGGAGCAGUGAUCCUCAGAGGUUCCAGGUGAGUUUAGGUGACACUGGAGGAGAAAAUUGCUAGCUUCAACAGCAUGGAUCUAUCGCCAGUGUGUAUCCCACUUCCUGAUGGUCGUAAUGAAAUUAAAUGCCACAUGGACUAUUGUUUCAUUUUUGGCUGGCCAAACCAUCAUAAACGGCCAAACAACCGGUUUCUGCAUCUCUCCUCUUCAGCCAGGAUUACAGAUGGGACCAUGAAGAAAAUUCCCCCUUGGGAUCCCAUUGCCGAGGAGUUGCCUUAAAAUCCAUGCAACAGAACUGUUGGUUGAAUGUCAGUUGUCCAUCUGCUUCUGUAACCUACACUACAAACUCUUAAAGUGGUUUCGUUCCACUUUUUCCUGUCGUAGCAUCCCCCAAAGAAUCUUGGGGAGUUGCUGUUAGAACUGAUGGGCUGAGAAUUCUGGGUAAGCGAUCCCUUAAGUCUUUUCCCAACAAAAGCCAAACUUGGCAAGGUGUUAAUUUGCGAUCUUGCUUUGAAUAUUGGUGAAGCAUCAUUGGGAGGAGGCGGAGAAGGUUUUUAACUCUUUCCUUUCAUCCCUCAUCUGCUAUUUAACAUGCUCAGGGCUUUUUUUCUGGGAAAAGUGGUGGUGGAACUCAGUGGGUUGCCCUCAGAGAAAAUGGUCA